CAACGACGGCGACAUCUCGUCCAUCAACACCACCAGGCGAUUCCCCCGUGGCCCCUUGACUUUUGAAAAUCAUCCAAGACUCCCUCGUGUCUGUACGUUCGUAUCUGCAAGCAAGCGUGCGCCGCCUCCGCCUGGUUCUCGAGGGCCGCCCACCACGCACGCGUGUUCCCUCCCCAUCUUUGUCAAGUCAGUCCGCUAUUUGCAUCCCGGUUGUGCGACGGACAUCGAGUACCAUCUGAAACAGACAGCCCGCGGCAACAAACAGCGCCGGCUCGUCAUCGUCGGGCGCGCCCCUACCCCUCUCAGUCAUCAUAGUAACAAGGUCGCUCGUCUCAGCAGCAACAGCAACAGUAACAGCCUCCAUCAUGGCCGACCAGCAGCAAGACCCGGGGCGCCGCAUUCAGGCCAUCGGCCAGCAUCUCCAGCCGCCGUCACCGUCGGGCCUCCCGCCGAUCCAAAGAGUAGCCGCCGGGUCCAGCACCCCACGCGUCCAGGGCAAGGUGGCCAUCAUCACGGGCGCCAACUCGCCCAUGGGCAUCGGGCGCGCCUCGGCCCACCAGUUCGCCGAGAGCGGCGCGCGGGCGCUGUACCUGUGCGACUACGACGGCACGCACCUCGAGGCGCACGCGCGCGACAUCACCGCCGCCUUCCCGGGCGUCGAGGUCCACGCGCGCCGCUUCGACGCCGCCGACGAGGCCGAGGUCAAGGCCGUCGUCGACGACGCCGUGCGCCGCUACGGCCGCCUCGACGUCUUCUUUGCCAACGCCGGCGUCACGGGGCCCCUUGUCGGCUUUACCGACGGGAGCGCCGACGACUUUAUGUCUGUCUUCCGGACCAACACGCUCAGCGUCUUCCUCGCGGCCAAGCACGCCGCCCCGGCCAUGGGCAAGACGUCGCCCGACAAGCCCGCGCCGGGGGGCAGCAUCAUCGGCACGGCGUCGGUGGCGGGCCUGCGCUCCAACGCCGGCUCCGCGCCCUACUCGGCGUCCAAGGCGGCCGUGGUGUCGCUGGCCCAGACGCUGUCGUACGAGCUGGCCGGCACGGGCGUGCGCGUCAACGCCCUGUGCCCGGGGCUCAUCGAGACGGGCAUGACGGCGUUCGUCUACGACUCCGCCCGCGCGCGCGGCCGCGAGGGCCGCAUCGGCCAGCUCAACCCCACCAGGCGCGGCGGCCACGCCGACGAGAUUGCCCGCGUCGCCCUCUUCCUCGCCAGCGACGAGAGCAGCUACGUCAACGGCCAGGCCUGGGCCGUCGACGGCGGCCUGAGCGCCGGCCAUCCCUUUGUGCCCGGCCGCCUGAGCUGAAGUCGUCGGUUCUCGGGCCGCGGGGGGGGGG
Purpureocillium takamizusanense is the source of this 1335-nucleotide messenger RNA. RefSeq lists its product as uncharacterized. Bases 366 to 1304 code for a protein of 312 amino acids. The record is from RefSeq and is a predicted model, not a curated record. The transcript is spliced from 3 exons. Lineage: Eukaryota; Fungi; Ascomycota; Sordariomycetes; Hypocreales; Ophiocordycipitaceae. Gene Ontology annotation, molecular function: oxidoreductase activity.